AUGUCUGAACUCAAGCAAAGGAAGACUCCAACAGCCGAGAAGAUCGAAGGCGAAUCUUCAAAAGACAAGACUAAGCGACUUAAGAAGCAAGCUGGUCGAGAUUCUUCUGCUUUGCUGACCAUCUUUCAGGUGCUCAUCUUUUGUGUACUUUUGACACUUGCUAUCUCCCAUGUCUCCACUAGAACUCCUCUUUUUGGUGUUGAGUUACCAACACUCAAUCAAGUCUAUCGCAAGUUUGUUCCUGCGAAAGGUCGAGUCUUCAAACCAGAAGAAUUGAAGCUUUAUGAUGGAUCUGAUCCAACCAAACCCAUCUAUUUGGCAAUUGUGGGAAAGGUUUAUGAUGUCAGUGCUGGCCGAAGGCACUAUGGUCCUGACGGUUCCUAUGCAUUCUUUGCAGGACGUGACGCAGGGCGAGCCUACGUAACAGGCUGUUUCCAGACUCAUCUCACUCAUGAUAUGCGAGGUUUGAGCGAGGAACAGCUCAAGUCAUUGGAUACUUGGCAGAACUUCUACAGGGACCAUAAGGAGUACUUUUAUGUUGGUGAGAUUGAUUAUCCACCGAUUGACCCCAAUAGCCCAAUCCCGCCUCCCUGUACCGAUCCUUGA
Synchytrium microbalum is the source of this 606-nucleotide messenger RNA. RefSeq lists its product as uncharacterized. The transcript has 4 exons. Gene Ontology annotation, cellular component: endomembrane system; membrane. The coding region runs from base 1 to 606 and encodes 201 amino acids. The record is from RefSeq and is a predicted model, not a curated record. Lineage: Eukaryota; Fungi; Chytridiomycota; Chytridiomycetes; Synchytriales; Synchytriaceae.